Paraglomus occultum is the source of this 2296-nucleotide messenger RNA. NCBI's taxonomy places the organism in Eukaryota, Fungi, Glomeromycota, Glomeromycetes, Paraglomerales, Paraglomeraceae. The record is from the annotation of a GenBank genome assembly.
GCAAAAAAAGGGCGAAUCCGGUAUUGAGGUUGUUAGAUCAGAUCAUAAUAAGAAAAAAGUUAUUCCUCGUUUAGAUAGAUUAAGAGCUCGGCUUCAGCAUAGAUCACAGUCUCAUUCACAAAAUAACUUUACUGCUGUUGGAAAGAACAUCGAAAUAUAUAAUGCUAAAACAAUGCGUAGCUAUAAUUUACAAGCUAAACUUGCAAGUGGUAGCCGACACUUGAUGCUUAUUAAAGGACAUUGUGGUAUUGGCAAAUCAAAUGAGACAGCAGAAGAAAUAAGAACACUUUGUCAUUCUGAUGGAUCUUCUGUUUCAACUCUCAUCAUAUCUGGUCGGCGUAGUCUAGCCCACGGUCAAAAAGUUCUUUUCGAAGGGUUUAAGUCUUAUCUCGAUCUAGAUAUACGGAAUCUCAACCCCAAGGAUACACCGAAACUUAUCAUCAGCCCCGAAAGCAUUCAUAAACUCGGAGCGACCGGCUAUGAUGUGAUUAUACUGGAUGAAUUUGAAACAAUUACUCAGAAUUUUAGUGGACCGACUAUGAAAAAACCGAAGUUAAGUCAUGACGUGUAUAAAUCGUUACUCCAAUCCGCUUCACUAAUAUUGGCUUUAGAUGCUACAUUAGAUUCGGAUUCGCUUGUACAUUUACAGAAUCUCUCGAAAGUAGAUUCCGAUAAUUCAACCGUGAUAUGGAAUAAGCAUAUAAGAGAUAAACGUAAAGCUAUCAUACAUAUUAAUACUAAAAAGUGGAAUGCCGAGUUGAUUGGCGCUCUCAGACAAGGCUUUACGCUUUACAUCCCAAUGUUUGCCAGUGCGGAGAUGGCAGAAGCUCUUCAUCGGGAAUUGGCAUCUCACGGCUAUAAAGAAACUGAGAAAAAAGAAAUAUUUGCCGAUAUCAAUAUGGCAGUGGCAAAUCUUGACUAUUUGAUAGCGACUCCUGUGAUGACUUGUGGAACCGUGAAGACUUGCUACACUUUAUCAGUUAUCGAUGCAAUGUUGCAGAAUAUCCCGAUUUGGAAGAGGCUCACUGUGAUAAAGACACUUACUCCUGAUGGCAAGUGGAUCUAUAAGCCAAACGCAUCUUUAGAAACUCAUCUCUAUAAUGCAUCUCGCCGCAAUGCAUCUAGAAACGAUUUUGUAAGUUUAUUAACUGACCGUCUGAGUGAAUGCGGUUAUGACAUUAACAUUGCUGAAGAUUGCCCUUCUAUAGACUCAACGGUUACAGAAGACGAUGAGGGUAAGAAGUUGCUAACAAAUGUAUGCGCAAUUAAAAAGGAUUUAGAUAUGGAAAAAUGUUCAUUAAUCGCUAAUGCUCGAGCCUUGGGUGAAAUAGAAGCUUUAGCUAUCCGAGAGCGCUUAGAAAGAGAGGAGGAUAUAGAUCCAGCAUAUAGGCUUGCGUUGCAAAAAUAUAAUCUUGCUUCCCUUUAUAAGAAGACCCCGGAAGAUAUAACGGUAGAUUUUGUAGAGACUUAUUCUAAAAAGGAAAUGCGAACUGCGUAUAGCGCGCUGGUUCAGGCUAUGGAUUCCUUGGAUAACUUGCGUAAUAAACAUAGACUCAUAAUUGAGAAUGAUUCACGAGAAAAAGCUUCUUGCGAUUCGUUAUUGCCAAAAGUUAUUGCGUUAGAGGAAAUUUUGCGAGGCAUAGGUUUUCCUUCGGGCAUUCACACAUCUUCUGCUCUAUCUCGUAAAGACUUUGAUGCUAGCUUAUCAAGCUUUUUACCAAUUUAUAAGAAAAAUGAACAUCGUUAUUAUGCAGUAUUUGGAAAGAAAUGGAGACCGCAUUCUAAUUAUAAUCUAAAAUAUUUCACAGAAUUUCUUGAAAAACCGCUAAAGGAAUUCAAGAUAUCACUUGAUCGAAAAAAAGACCGUAAUAAACAACCUACGCACUUGAGACUUGAGAUAGAUGGACAUCUAAAAAAGGUUCUUUCCGGUGCCUGUUCAACGACUGUGAAUCCGUCAAAACCAAAUCACAAUCUUACAGCUGAGAAAAAAAUACCUGAGCCCGCAAUUUCUUUAUCUUCGGAAUUUCUUAUUAAAAAUGAAUCCGAUAUAGAUAUGCUUUUCCAUCUUUUACAGCAAAAACACGAAAUGUCGCAAGAAAAAUUAGAACAAUGGAAGGCCGAUAUUGUCUUUGAAUUUCGGGAUAAUACAAAUUACUGGAAAAAGGAACGCGAGAGUAUGGACAAAGAUGAUUUUCUAAAAUAUAAGCGGAAAUAUGAAGCCCGCCUUGGUAUUCCUACUACUCCACGCAAAAAAGAGUUAAGCAAACUUUCUUUAGCACUUAUCGAAUAUGUGUAG